Molecule: messenger RNA, 351 nt
Organism: Daucus carota subsp. sativus
Lineage: Eukaryota; Viridiplantae; Streptophyta; Magnoliopsida; Apiales; Apiaceae
Product: photosystem II CP47 reaction center protein-like
Exons: 1
Coding region: 1-351 (116 amino acids)
Biological process (GO): photosynthetic electron transport chain; photosynthesis, light reaction
Cellular component (GO): photosystem; membrane
Molecular function (GO): chlorophyll binding
Source: RefSeq, a predicted model, not a curated record
AUGGGCAAUAUUGAAACUGUACUUUCCAGUAGUAUUGCGGCUGUCUUUUUUGCAGCUUUUGUUGUUGCCGGAACUAUGUGGUAUGGUUCAGCAACUACCCCAAUCGAAUUAUUUGGAAUUGGGCCUACUCGUUAUCAAUGGGAUCAGGGGUACUUCCAGCAAGAGAUAUAUCAAAGAGUUAGUGCUGGGCUAGCCGAAAAUCAAAGUUUAUCAGAAGCUUGGUCUAAAAUUCCUAAAAAAUUAGCUUUUUAUGAUUACAUCGGCAAUAAUCCGGCAAAAGGGGGAUUAUUCAGAGCAGGCUCAAUGGAUAAUGGGGAUGGAAUAGCAGAUAUGAUGAUGAACCACAUUUGA